Messenger RNA from Periophthalmus magnuspinnatus, 5697 nucleotides. RefSeq names its product myomesin 2a (gene myom2a). Lineage: Eukaryota; Metazoa; Chordata; Actinopteri; Gobiiformes; Gobiidae. The record is from RefSeq and is a predicted model, not a curated record. Gene Ontology annotation, molecular function: protein binding. The transcript is spliced from 37 exons. Bases 147 to 4754 code for a protein of 1535 amino acids.
CGUCUUGAAAACCUAAAAAGGGCUCUGGGGUAUUUGUCUCUGGGACCUGCAAGAAAGAAAUACACUCAAUGAAAUUUUAAAGUUUUGUUUUACUAUUUUGUUGAAUUUUUCACAAUUUUACAAAGGUCCCAAAGAAACAUCCAGCUAUGGAGUCCAAAAUAAUACCGUGGUAUAAGAAGAAACUUGUAAGCCAUGUUAAAACUGAUUACGCUUGUCACCACAUGGCUCAACAAGUGUCUCAGAAAACAACGGUCAGGAAAUCAGUCAGUCACAAGCAGAAGAGCACAGAGUCCCAGGCCUCAGAGGCGAUGGCACAACCAGCCUACACCGUCCCGGCCUUUCGGGAGAGGUCCCAGGAUGACUCCACCCCCGAGUACCAGCGCGUGUCUGCUAAUGUGGGGAGGGGUCUGGCCGUGAUCCAGGAGGAGCUGCACCGCAUGAGGGUGGCCACCAAGGCCCAGGUCGACAACAUCGCAAUCCAGAAAGAGGUGAAGGAGAAGAUGUUUAAGAGGUCAGAGUUGUUGGAUGAUAUUGGGAAAAUGCCUGACUUCCUGGUGGCUUUGAGGCCUCACACCGUUUGGGAGAAGACUCCAGUGAAACUAUUCUGCACCGUGCAGGGAAACCCCAGGCCCAUCGUCAAAUGGUACAAAGGAGGUGUGCCGGUCGACCCUCUGAGCGCUCCUGGAAAGUACAAGAUUGAGAACAAAUAUGGAGUCCACAGUUUGAUUAUUAGCAGGUGUGCAGUGAGUGAUACGGCUGAAUACAGCGCUGUGGCCACAAACCAACAUGGAACCACGACCAGCAAGGCAAUGGUCAUUGUCAAGAGAGCAAGUGGAUCUGGAGAGCCCUGCCAUCUUGGUUUGGUGCCCCAUCUGUCAGAGAUUCACCCCAGUAAGCUGGAGGUGACUUUUCUGGACUGUUUCCCUGUGAGUUUUGGAGUGGAGGGCGGGACCGUCAGUCUGGCCUGUACCAUGGUCGUAGUGCCAGACCUCCCCAACGUGCCCCCUCUUGUGCAUUGGUACAGAGAUGAUAAGCAGCUGAAGCCUGGUCAACUGGCUGAGAUGUGUGUGGGAGGAGGUGCUGCUCGUCUCACUUUGCCCUCUCUGGCCAAAGAUGACGAGGGUCUGUACACCGUCCGCAUCUUCGCCAAGGAUGGCACCGUGGACCACAGCGCUUACCUCUUUGUCUCAGAUGCAGCCCCCUCUUCUGCUGGGGCCCCUGGAGCCCCCAUGAGCGUGAAGGCGUACGAUGUGAACGCAGACUUUGUACUGGUCGCCUGGAAACCCCCAAACACUGUCAAUGAGGCACCUAUCAGUGGUUACUUCGUUGACCGUUGUGAGUCCGGCAGUGACACUUGGGUGCAGUGUAACGACUCCCCGGUGAAGGUUUGUAAAUACCCGGUCCAUGGGCUGAAACUGGGCCACUCGUACCACUUUAGAGUCCGGGCCGUGAACAGUGCGGGCAUCAGCAGACCCUCCCGCAAGUCUGACAAAGUCACCGCCAUUGACGCUGUGGAGAAUGAACGACUGCAAGUGAUAAAAAUACCUGGGAAAUCUGACAUAGUCAUCAAGGAGCAUGAUCUCGAAGGCGAAGUUACUGUUCCGGGGGAGCCCACAGAGCUGCAUGUGUCUGAGGUGUUUAGGUCCUACGUGGUUUUGAGCUGGACUCCUCCCAAACCACGAGGACGGGCCCCGCUCUGGUACGUCAUCGAGAAGUGCAUUGCAGGCACAGAAGCAUGGCAGCGCAUCAAUACAGCGGUCAAAAUCAGCUCUCCACGAUAUCCGGUCUUUGAUUUAGAGGAGGGAAAGAAAUACCAGUUCAGAGUGUAUUCUGUGAACAUGUACGGGUCGAGUGAGGCGUCUCUGCCCACUGAGCCUGUGCAGAAAGUGGACAUGGGCGGCGUCCCAUCUGCCCCGGGCCAGGUCACUGCCACCAGAAACACAAAGUCAUCAGUGUUUGUUCAGUGGGAUUCUCCCAAACACCUGAAGAACCUGAUGGGAUAUUACAUCGAUGGUAGAGUGGUUGGGUCCAAGGAGUGGUUUCCCUGCAACCACAAACCAUUCAAGCACAACAGGUUUGUGGUGCACGGACUGGUUCCUGGAGAGACGUAUGUGUUCAGAGUUCAGGCCGUGAAUGUGUUUGGUUUGAGUGAAGAGUCUCAGGAGUCCGGCCCCAUCACAGUGGAGCCCGCCCUAGCGACCCCUAGUGCUCCGUUUGGUAUCACAAUGUUGAGUUCUGAUGGUUCGUCCAUCACUGUGGCCUGGAACAGCCCCAAACAUUGCGGGGGAUCCAAAGUAAAUGCUUAUUACAUCGAUAAGAGAAACGCAGACACUCUGGCCUGGAAGGAGGUCAACCUGCAGGCGGUCACCGAGAGGGUCUGCAAGGUGGAGAAUUUGACAGAGGGCACUUUCUACGAGUUUAAGAUCACAGCUGGUAACAUGGCAGGAGUGGGCGUCCCCUCUGCCCCCAGUACUCCUAUGAAGUGUGAAGCCUGGACCAUGGACACUCCCGGACCGGCCUAUGACCUGAGCUUCAGUGAGGUGAGGAGCCACUCCCUUGUUCUGCUGUGGAAGGCUCCUGUUUACAUCGGGGCCAGUCCAGUCACCGGGUACAUUGUCGAAAUGGCCAAAAAAGGAUCUAAAGACUUUGUGGCUCUGAACGAGGAAGCUGUCAGCCAUCGCUACUUCCAGGUGUCUGGACUGGAGGAGGGUCAGUCGUACGUGUUUAAAGUUCGUGCUGUUAACAACAGUGGAGUUGGAAAAGCUUCACUGGUGUCUGAGCCAGUGUGUGCCAAAGCUCUGCCAGGUACCAAGGAGAUUGAGGUAGGAGUGGACGGGGAGACUGGAGACAUCUUUUUGUCUCUGGAAGCCUGUGAAAUCAGUGAGACGUCCAAGUUUGUCUGGUCCAAAAACUACAGCCCAGUCGGAGACUGUCCUCGUGUGUCCACGAGCAGCAAAGGAAGAACCUCCAGGUUGACGUUCACAAACCCUGACAAAGACGACCUGGGGCGAUACUCUGUGGUGGUCACUGACACCGAUGGAGUCUCUGGCAGCCACACCCUCACUGAGGAUGCCCUGAACACCAUGUUGGAGCUCAGUUAUGCCAUCAGACAUCCAGUUGUCCCUCUGAAGCAUGGGCUGAACUAUGAGAUCUUGGAGAAGGGCCAUGUUCGCUUCUGGCUCCAGGCUGUGAAACUGUCCUCCGCUGUGUCCUACAGGUUUAUCGUCAACGACAAAGAAGUCACCAGUGGAGAGGGCCAUAAGAUCAGUCAUGAUGCUGCGACCGGAGUGAUCCAGAUGAUUGUGGAGAACUUCACCAGAGCCAACGAGGGCACCUACACAGUACAGCUCCACGACGGGAAAGCCAAAGCUCAGUCUUCACUGGUGCUGGUGGGAGACGUGUUCAAAGCUGCUCUGAAGGAGGCUGAGUUCCAGAGAAAGGAGUUCAUCAGAAAACAAGGCCCACACUUCUCUGAGUACCUGUACUUUACUGUUACUGAGGACUGCACUGUGCUGCUGGAGUGCAAGGUUGCUAACGUGAAGAAGGAGACAGCUUUCCACUGGUACAAAGAAGAUGAAGAAAUUGUCCCAGAAACUCCUCCCAAUGUGAUGUCUGGGGCCUGUGCUCUGCCUAUUCCCAACUUUUCCAGAAAGGAUCAGGGUGUGUACAAAGCAGUCCUGGGUGACGACAAAGGCAAAGACACGUCUGUGAUCGACAUCUCUGGACAAGUUUUUGACGACAUCAUUAAUGCCCUCGCUCAGGUUGCUGGUGCGUCUGCCUCUGACCUGGUGCUGCAGUGCACUCCUGAAGGCAUCAGGCUCCAGUGUUACAUGAAGUACUACACCGAGGAGAUGAAGACCGUCUGGAAACACAAGGAGAGUAAGAUUGCAUCGUCAGAGAAGAUGAGGAUUGGAGGUACAGCGGAGAUGGCCUGGAUGCAGAUCUGUGACCCAUCCGACAAAGAGAAGGGACAGUACUCCAUCGAAAUCUCAGAUGGAGUCCAGACACACACACGCACCUUUGACCUCUCUGGACAAGCCUACACUGAUGCCUAUGAUGAGUACCUCAGGCUCAAGGCAGCUGCAUUUGCUGAGAAAAACCGUGGCAGAGUUGUUGGUGGUUUGCCUGAUGUCGUCACCAUCAUGGAGCAAAAGUCCCUGAGCCUGACCUGCACUGUUUGGGGUGACCCGACUCCUGAGGUCACAUGGUUCAAGAAUGAGCAGGAAGUCGCCUCCACCGAGCACACCAAGGUCACAUUUGAUGGGGGCAAAUUUGCCAGCUUGGUCAUCAACCAAGUCACGCCUGAAGACUCCGGCAAGUACAGCAUCAACGUCCGAAACAAAUAUGGCGGUGAGUUUGUGGAGAUCACCGUGAGCGUCUACAAGCACGGCGAGCCGCUGCCAGAGCCUAAACUGGGUCAAGCCAGACCAACAUCCACACCUACACCUGUCGCUACACCUGCCUCUACACCUGCCCCUCCAAAAUCACCCGCCCCUCCCUCCAAGACGCCCACCCCAACGCCCUCCAAACCUCAGACCCCCGCUCCCUCCGUCAAGAGCCCUACUCCUGCACCAUCCAUGAAGAGUCCUACACCUGCUUCUACUCCUGCAUCCACACCUGCUCCGAAAUCACCAACCCCCACCCCAAAGUCUCCGACCCCCACCCCGAAGUCACCCACCCCAACCCCACCCCGUGGAGUCAAGUCACCCACUCCACCGCGUUUCAUGAAGUCCCCAACCCCUCCCAGGAAGUAGACCGAGCCCAGAGAUCUACUGUAGCCCAGACCAGGGCUACAACAGCAGUGUGUGCAGUGUGGAGUUUGAUGUUUAGAUGUAGAUAAGGUUUUUAGUUCAGGUUUUUGGUUUAAAGCACUGGACUAUACAACAAGAGGGAAAAAAGGACUUUAAGAGAGAUCUGAACUUAGGCCUUGGUUACAUGGAUAUUUUUGUAAAGAUAUUAAUUUUUUUGUUACAAUGUAGUUUCAUUCACAUAACCAAAAAUGAGCAAGACAUGGUUGGUAGAAAGCAAAGAUUUUAGCUUUUUGAACAACAAAUGCUGAAAAAUAUAUAUAUAUAAAAAAUACAAUUCAGAAUAUAAACAAAUAGACAUUGUCCAGUGUUAGUUCCAGCAAAAUUAUUAUUAGUUUAUGGCUUCAUGCUUGAUUGCUAGAUUUCUUUCGCUACCAGCCAGUUACAGUGACAAUUAUACAAGAAGUGUCUUGCCCAGUGAAGUAAAGUAGCUUUUGAACCAUCAACCGUAGUUAAAUGAUAACCACUAGACCAAAGCACUAAAAUGUCUUCAUAAAAAUAUCUAUGUAGCCAAGGUUGUAUUGAUAGUGUCACGUGGAGCGAUUUUUCAAUGGAGACAGCUGAAAGUUACAAUACAAAUGGAAAUAAAGAGUUGCACCUUCCACAAAACAAAGUGGAACGCCUAUUUAUCAUAUUUAAUUUACAUAAUAGCUAUGUAACAAACACUUAAAAUUGUUGAUAAAAUAUAUGGAAAGUUAACAUAUAUUUCUUGAGGCCGUAGUUGCAAUAAAUUUACAUGGGGGAUGUAUGUCUUAUUAUUUCGAGGUUGUAAGAAGGAUCAUUUUUGUCUUUUGGAGGAAAUAAAGGUUUAAACAUUUUAAGCCUGGUUUUAACACUGGUCACAUGUGUUUGAAGCUUGUGAUGACAAUAAACGUCACUUGUCAACCUC